AUGAGUAAAAACCAAGAUGGGCUCCCUCAGGCGCUUGAGAACCAGUUCAUACUGCGCCUGCCCCCAGAACACGCUUCCGCCGUCAGGAAGAUCAUCCGUUCUGGAAGCGCUGCUGCGCGCGCGAAACUCAAGAUUGACCUGUCGCCUGACGCGCGGCGUGCCACCGUUCAGGUCGACGAUGUCUCCCUGUCAGCCAGAGUGGUCGAUUUGCCUUGUGUCAUCGAGAGCCUGAAGACGCAUGACAGGAAGACCUUUUAUAAAACGGCGGAUGUUUGCCAGAUGCUUCUGUGCAGCAGCGCCUCCGAAGGUGAUGCCCACUCCUCCCAGGAAGAACCAGCCACGUCUGCUGCUGCUGCUGCUGUGGUGGGAAGCGAAAGGGAAGCAGAGGGAAAAUAUACCUGGAAGCACGGCAUUACUCCACCACUGAAGAAUGUCAGGAAGAAACGGUUUCGGAAACCAACACAAAAGCCCCCCGAUAUGAAGCACGGCGAAGAGAGCGGCAGUGGCUACAUUGACUCUAAAGAUGUGGAGAAGGAAGUGAAGAGGCUGCUGCGCUCCGAUGCUGAAGCCAUCAGCAGCCGAUGGGAAGUCAUCGUGGAUGAUGAAACCAAGGCAGACAGGAGUCAGACCUGCACUCCGCAGCUUCCUUUGCCCUCUGAGGUUGGUGGUCAUACUUCAGCAGCAUGUGCUAUGCCUCAGAGCACAUUCAGUGAUUCUAGCAGUGGCAAAGAUGAUCAAGAGAAUAAAGAGGAGGAGGAGGAAGAAAAAGAGGAAGAGGAGGGGAAGGAGAAGGAAGAGGAGGAAGAGGAGGAAGAAAUGGAAGAGGAGGAAGAAGAUGAUUCUGAAGAAGACCUGGAAAGAGACCUACAAGCCAAAUUUAUGGAGUUUAGCUUGUGCAAAGCUAAUGAAAGUAGCAGUUCAAUAAUUCUGGGAAUGCAGAAGCUGAUUCAUUCCAAGGAGAGAAAACUCCAAGAGAUCCAGGGCAAAGCACAAAGACAGAAAGAUCUCCUCAGAAAAUUGGAAAACCUGACCCUCAAGAGUCAUUUCCAGUCUGUGCUGGAACAGCUCAAGUUACAGGAGAAGCAGAAGUAUGAACAGAUCCUUUUCCUACAGGAACAACUGAAGUAUUUUUUGAAGAAGUAA
Apodemus sylvaticus (European woodmouse) is the source of this 1143-nucleotide messenger RNA. Its product is annotated as transcription initiation factor TFIID subunit 7-like. NCBI's taxonomy places the organism in Eukaryota, Metazoa, Chordata, Mammalia, Rodentia, Muridae. The coding region runs from base 1 to 1143 and encodes 380 amino acids. The record is from RefSeq and is a predicted model, not a curated record. Gene Ontology annotation, molecular function: RNA polymerase II general transcription initiation factor activity. Gene Ontology annotation, biological process: RNA polymerase II preinitiation complex assembly; transcription initiation at RNA polymerase II promoter. Gene Ontology annotation, cellular component: transcription factor TFIID complex. The transcript is spliced from 2 exons.